Messenger RNA from Darwinula stevensoni, 2227 nucleotides. Lineage: Eukaryota; Metazoa; Arthropoda; Ostracoda; Podocopida; Darwinulidae. The record is from the annotation of a GenBank genome assembly.
UUGUAGUUGAUUUAGGGUAGGAGAAGUUGCCGGCAGCCAAGUUGCCAACUUGGGCAUUAUGGGUUGCAGUUUGAGAAUAAUAUGUCUCAGUCCUACCAACUAGGACAAUGGGAACUGCCUGCUUGGGAAUGGGCAUUUGUAUCCCUACAUUAUGUGCACCAUGUGAACACUUAGGCGUGGAGAUAUGGCAGAAACUUCUUGUGCUGUCUGCUCAGUGAACAUCACAGCACGAACUCGUGGAGCUCUUCAAGUUUCUGGGCCAGACACAUACCCAGUUUCUGAGAGGGCUUGGAAGGAGUUUGCUGCUUCUUUUGAGUUGAAGCUGCAUGAUCCGUUGCUUAUAUGUCGAUCUUGCAAGAAACUUUUUGAAGAAUAUGCCAGCCUUGAAGAUGAUCUCAGUGAUGUUAGAAGACGGCUCAUGGAUAAGUUCAACAAUGCUCAUUUCAAGGGGAUGGGAGAUGAUGAGGGUCAAGAAGAAGAAAUGAUUGAAGAAGGGAGUUUGGAUACUCCUAUGUCUGAUGAAGAUUCAACACCUUUCAUGGAGGAGCCUUUAUCUGAUUCUGUUGAUGAGCAAGACCAGGAAGGAAAACGAGAGUUGGGAAAUAUGGAUGAAGAUGAUUCUUCCUCUCAUUCACAACAAGGAAUUAGGAAGAAAUUUGUGAAAGUGAAGAAGCUUCUUUGUAAGAUUUGCAAGGAGGCACUUGAUUCUAGAGAGGAGCUCCAGGCUCACUAUGAAAGGCACAAGGAAACGGAUGCAGAAGCUUAUGAGCGCCUUUGCCAUGUUUGCAGUUAUUGCUAUCAACGCUUCAUGACCAAGACAAGACUGAAAAAUCAUAUGAUGACAAAACAUAGAGGAAAUGAGAUUCAUACUUGUCCAGCUUGCAAUCAAGCCUUUCCAUAUAAGAAGAUGUUUCUCCAGCACAUUCGAGAUCAUGAGAAUCAAGGGGAUUCAGACUUCCGCUGCAUCAUGUGUGACAAAUCUUUCUUGCUUUAUUCUCGGCUGCUCAAGCAUUGCAAUGAGCUCCAUCGUACAGAGUAUGCAUGUAAGUAUUGCCCAGAGAAAAGAGAGACCAAGGUGGAACUUAUGGAACACUACAAAACCCAUGUGACAGAGCGUCCACACCUGUGUGAGAUCUGUGGGGCUCGAUUUGAGCUGGUUCAGUCACUCAGGCAUCAUGCAAAACUGCAUGAAAAGUCAAGUGAGGUUGGAGGGUAUGCUUGUCAAAUCUGUGGAAUUGUAUUCAGCACACGACCUGAGAGAAAAGUCCACUAUAUGACUCAUGAAGCUGUUUGUGAAGUGUGUGGUAAGCAGCUGAAGAGUGUUCCUUCUCUUGUUGAUCAUAUGCGCAUGCAUAACAAAGCUAACAAAUUGGCAUGCCAUUUCUGUGGGAUGCUCUUUUCUUCUCAUAAUGCUCUUCGAGCUCAUGUUUCCAGGCAUCAGGAAAAUCCAAAAUUCCAAUGUGAAGUCUGUGGCAAGAUUUUCAAUUAUCAAGCAAAUCUGGACUCCCACUUCAGGUCAACCCACAUGGAAGAUGCCACCUACAAGUGUCCUGAUCCUAGUUGUGAAAAGAGUUAUGGCUCUACUGGUAGCUUGCGUCGCCACAUUGCAUCAGUUCACCAGCAUGAUCGCAAAUAUGUCUGCAACAUCUGUGGCCAGAGCUUCCUUUACUCAAGUAGCAUGAUCAAGCAUCGGCGUACACAUACUGGAGAACGAAAAUAUCCCUGUUUGAUCUGUGGGAAACUGUUCAGUUCCUGGGAUAAUCGACAUUCACACAUGUACAUACAUAGUAACAAGAAACCAUUUGAAUGCAAGAUAUGUGGGCAGCAAUUUGUCAGACGCCCACAUAUCAUCUCUCACUUGAGAACAUCUCAUCCUGAAGCAGGAUCAGUUUCACCAGAGGAAGCUAUUCUCAAGCACCACCCAGUGAAGAUAGAAGAUAUGGCAGAAGUUACAGAACUUCAUUAUGCAAGUCCCACUGCUGUGACUGCAAGCAUUUCAAAGGAAGAUGCUGAAAAGAUGGGAAUGCAUCUUGAAUCACCAGGGACAACAGUGACUGUUCUUCCGCAGACAGAUUCUCCUCAACCUCAGCAUGUCCCUCUUUCAGCUACCCAGACCAUCCCUGUCAGCACUGUUCACGCAGGGCAACAUGAACUUGUCCACAUGAUCAUGACACCUGAAGAUGAGAAUCAGCUUGCCACUCAGUACAUUCUCAUCCCAGCCAGUUAA